CAUUGCAGUUUUCAAAACAUCUAAUUUGAGUUUGAAUUCUUCUGAUCCAUAUUAAUGGUGACGCAUUAUGUGAGGCAUUAUAUUAUGCCAUUGAGACCGAUCCCUAUAUAUUUCAUAUUCUGAAAACUAAAACAUAUUUUUACAACAGUGAGGUCGAACGUAGUUUUUCAUCCAAAAACUAUUAGUGCAACAAUCAACCACAACCCGAUGUCUGGGGAGACCACACACACAACACUUGCGCACAGCACUUGACAAGUACCGAAAAUAAUCUUCUCGUUUCAUCGCUACGUUCCCUGGAGUUAGCCGGCCCAGCGCCACAGCGAGGUGGAUGGCGUUGCACCAAUGACCGCCGGGCCGGCAGGUGCCCUGAUGGGCUCAAAUCCGGCGCUGUCUGUGCAUGGAUAGCAUAAUGCAGUGAGACAACAAGUCCGUGAAAGAGCGGUGAGAACUUGUUGAUUUUGACAACGGGCACACACCGCGAACACGUCGAAGUCUCGUCGGCUUGGCAGGCGCCUACCUUAGGACUGCAGCUGUUGCUCUGGAAAACAGCUGGAAUCACAGCGCCCGCUUUUUGAGGAACUCCAGGGUGCGGGGGGCAAACGCAUGCGUCGAAAUGCCGUGAUGUGGGUAUCACACUGCAAUUCAUACCUCGACGCCGGCUACGAGAUAAACCCAGCGCUUUGAAAAUAUUGAGUCUUUUUUUAUUCGUAUGUUAAGGGAAUCUCACUCGUGACGGUAUGUCAACCACGUGUCUACGUAAUGGGAAGGCAAUCUUUCGUCUCAACGCCCCCCCCUACAUCUAUUUCUAACGCACAGGUCCAGUGCUACGUUGAUGUAUUUUUACCGGACGCACAACUCUUCUGGAGAAGGGUCGUUGGCAAAGCCACAUCACAUGCAUAGAAGAGGAAACAAAGCCGCGAGGACCGCAUAAGGACAACAAACUUAAGUCUGGCAGAAUACUGAUACCCGGAAUUUUGGAAACAGCCGUGCAAUUCAAAAAAUGAAGACGUCAGCAGCUGGAAAUUGAUCUGUCCCCCGAUUUUAAAGAAUACCAACGUGACGCCACUUGAUUUUGGCAAUGUGUUUAGUUGGUACAACCGUAGCGGUCUCUGUAUAGGAUGCAUCCUCCACUGGCUCUCGACGCUGUGCAGAUCCACCCUUUCCACGGAACGACGAACUAAUAUGCAAUGGUUUUCUGCUCUGAAAUCCCUCGCGAUUUACCGUUAUCCCGCUAGUUCUGUGUGUUUGUCGGCCACACACACACAACCGUGCGACAAAUGCGAUUUAAAGAGUAUAUUUUGGUUACUGAUAACCCGGGGAGGCGGUACUAUUGGUAACCUGCCGGAUAAUAACAUAACCUUCAUCAUAAAGUGCAACGAAAUAUUUCUCCACGUGAAGGAAAGCGCAGCGGACCCCGGGUAUCACCAAUUCUUUUCUAUGGUACAAGUGGUAGCCCCGGCCAGGAGAACUGAUCCAAUUGGGCUAUUAUGCAACCGCAAAGAGCUCUUCUCUAUGAGGGUGUCUAGGCUGCUGGAUUGCUCUUCGCCCAAAUCAAUGUGGUUUCUUUGGAACAUUUUCAGCAAAGGAUCGCAUAUGCUGCAGUGUCUUUGUGGCAAGAGUCUUAAGAAAACCAAGAACCCAAGUGAUCCCCAGCUCAAGGGCAUUGUGACCAGGUUAUAUUGCAGGCAGGGGUACUACUUGCAGAUGAGCCCUGAUGGAUGUCUGGAUGGGACCAAAGAUGACAGCACUAAUUCCUCUCUGUUCAACCUCAUCCCAGUGGGCCUCCGAGUCGUCGCCAUCCAGUCGGUGAAGACGGGCCUCUACAUCGCCAUGAACGGGGAGGGACACCUCUACACAUCGGAGCUCUUCACGCCUGAGUGCAAAUUCAAAGAGUCAGUGUUCGAGAACUAUUACGUCAUCUACUCGUCUCUGCUCUACCGGCAGCAGGAGUCCGGUCGGGCCUGGUUCCUGGGACUCAACAAAGAUGGCCAGCCCAUGAAGGGCAACCGGGUCAAGAAGACCAAACCUGCUGCUCACUUCCUGCCUAAACCCAUAGAAGUUGCCAUGUACCGUGAGCCCUCUCUUCACGACGUGGGCGAGGCGGUCCCGAAGGCCGGGGUUCCCCCCAGCAAAAGCACAAACGAGCCAGUGGUGAUGAACGGAGGCAAGCCCGUCAGCAAGCCCGACAAGGAGACAUAACCCAGCCCUCCUCCUCUCCUCUCGCGGAAAAGGGGCCGCUUGCACGGGCCCCGCUCCUCACAAGGACUCUCUCACUCUCUUGCCCGUGAGUCAGUUUCAAGGGCAAAACACCGACACCCCCAAACCCCCCACCCCCCCAAAACAAAAACUCCUCCACGUGUCUCACUUCAAGGCGCUUUGCUGCUAAACGAAUUGAAACAGGGGGGGCACAAGGACUGGGGUAGAACGCAGUA
Molecule: messenger RNA, 2432 nt
Organism: Clupea harengus (Atlantic herring)
Lineage: Eukaryota; Metazoa; Chordata; Actinopteri; Clupeiformes; Clupeidae
Product: fibroblast growth factor 14
Molecular function (GO): growth factor activity
Source: RefSeq, a predicted model, not a curated record